GUACAGCGUAAGUGGUUUGACUGUUCUCACCGAUCAUGGUCUUAUUUAAAUGAAGCCUAAAGUGAAAACUCUUCAGUCAGUGCCCUUUUAUUCGUCAUCCACAAGAACCCACCUGAGAAGAAGGAACGAAGACGACGGCAAUGGCGGUCUGCGCGACGAAGCUAUUGGUCUCAGCUUUUGUUGUUGUCGGGCUUCUUCUUCUCCUCUCUGCAAGCAUCGUGCAUGGCGACGUUCAUUACCAUGAUUUCGUCCUGAAGGAGAAAAACUACACGAGGCUGUGCAGUACAAAGAGUAUGUUAGUCGUUAAUGACAGUUUUCCGGGGCCAACCAUUUAUGUGAAGAAAGGGGACACUUUGUACGUGAACGUCCACAACCAAGGUGCCUACGGCGUCACUAUCCACUGGCAUGGAGUGAACCAACCGAGAAAUCCAUGGUUCGAUGGGGCCGAGUACGUGACACAGUGUAGCAUUUCGCCAGGGACAAAUUUCACGUAUCAAGUUUUGUUUACGGAAGAGGAGGGGUCGUUGUGGUGGCACGCUCACAGCGAGUGGGCAAGAUAUAGUAUUCAUGGCUUCAUCGUCAUUCACCCCGCCGACGGAACGUCCUAUCCGUUUCCGCAGCCCGACGGCGAGAAAGAGAUGGUGCUCGCGUCUUGGUACACGGAGGACGUUUACGCGUCCAUCGCCGAGAAGCUCGCCGCAGGGUCAGACUUGCUUGUGUCGGAGGCGUACACCAUCAACGGCGAACCUGGAGAUUUCUGCGAAUGCUCCAAUGAAACUACACACAGGUGGAUGGUCGAUUAUGGCAAGACUUAUCUUCUCCGCCUACUCAAUGCUGACAUGAAUGCCGAGCUCUUCUUCGCAAUCGCAGACCACAACGUCACCGUCGUCGGAUCCGAUGCGGCAUACCUCAAGCCCUUUUCUUCGGAAAUCGUCUUCAUUAGUCCUGGACAAACUAUAGACGUCCUGGUCACGGCAAAUCAGCCUCCAGGUCGGUACUACAUUGCCGCUAGGCAAUACUACAGCAACCAGUUCAAAUUCAGUGAGUACGAUCACGCCAACGCAACAGCGAUUCUUGAGUAUAGUGGAAACUACACUGCCCCAUCGACUCCCGUCUUCCCGUCUGGUCUUCCGUCGUACACCAACUAUAAAGCUGCAACAGGCUUUGUGCAGAGUAUGAGGAACAUUAUCGAUCACGUCAAUGUUCCGAUCAAUAUAACGACUCGCAUGUACAUCACUGUGUCGCUCAACAAGUUCACGCUCGAAAUCAAUGAUACAACAGAAGAAUCUUACCCAUCUGCAAGCUUAAAUAACAUCAGCUGGUAUAAUCCUUGGACCGAUGUACUGCAAGCAUAUUACAGAAAUAUCAGCGGCUUCUACACGACCGAUUUUCCAGAAUUUCCGCCGACUUUCUUCAACUUCACCCAGCAUAAUUUGCCUCUCGACACCACAAAUGAACCAGAGAGAGGGACGAAGGUGAAGGUGCUCGAGUACAAUGAGGAGGUGGAGAUAGUGUUCCAGAACACUGACGUGGCGAACUCGUCCGAGAAUCAUCCUAUGCAUCUGCAUGGCCACAGCUUCUACGUGCUCGGCACAGGUUUCGGCAAUUAUAACAACGAGACCGACCCUCUAACGUUCAAUUUGAUCGAUCCUCCUUAUCAGAACACUGCUUCAGUACCCAAGGACGGAUGGCUUGCCAUUAGAUUCAGGGCAAGCAAUCCAGGAGUGUGGCUAUGGCACUGUCACCUGGAUAAACACCUCACUUGGGGCAUGAACUCCGUGUUCAUUGUGAAAAAUGGCGGCACCGAGGACACGAGCAUCCGAGACCCCCCGAGUUAUAUGCCUUCGUGCUAUCCUGACAGCAAACUUCGGCUCGAGGAGUUCUCCAACUCGGAUGAGAAGCUAUACUCGACUUCGAUGUGAUCCGACUCAAUACAUCUUCGAGGCAUUAGCACAGGAACUCUCUCCUCCUUGAAAUAGUUCACCGAACGCAUCAGGCGUCGGUCAUUGAUUGUGCCUUUAUGUAAGUUGAUUACUCGACUUAGUCCUAUUAUCGCCAUAAAUAACAUGUUCAGAGUUAUGGAAGACCUUGGCCUGCCUUAUAAUAAACUUGAGAUGAUUUUUGGUUCU
Eucalyptus grandis is the source of this 2129-nucleotide messenger RNA. Its product is annotated as laccase-14-like. Gene Ontology annotation, molecular function: hydroquinone:oxygen oxidoreductase activity; copper ion binding. Gene Ontology annotation, cellular component: apoplast. Bases 141 to 1922 code for a protein of 593 amino acids. The record is from RefSeq and is a predicted model, not a curated record. Lineage: Eukaryota; Viridiplantae; Streptophyta; Magnoliopsida; Myrtales; Myrtaceae. The transcript is spliced from 7 exons. Gene Ontology annotation, biological process: lignin catabolic process.